UAUCCUUAUUGUGAAGUCGAGCUUGCAUCAUGGCCGUAUUUCAGUAAAUCACCUGUCGUACCUGACAAGCGCAGGCGCCGGCUGACGGCUUCGCAAAUCGCCAGUAUCGUUCUAAACGUUGCGUCGAGCGGACGUUGUCGUUUACCGCGUUCAGUAGAACACGUGUUGUUAGUAAAUAAGAGACAAUUCGCGCCGGUCGUGUUUGUGUUAUGUGGGUGUUGUGCUUGUGUGCAUUGGAUUUGCUCAGACCUCCGUGCCUGACGAUUAGAGACGCUUAAACUAAAAUAGUGCCCCGAAGUGUGUGAAAACAGUAUUGAUGGAUUAAAAGUGAUAUUGAAUUAGGGUGUUUUAGUUAUCAAGAUGUGUUUUCGAAGGGAAAGUGGAUUAACAAAGUGAGAAUGUGCGUGAGGUGAUGUGGGACGGCCGAGGGCCUGGUUUGGUGAACUUAAAAACAUUCCUCUACUAAAAAUCCUGAGCCAGGGCCCUACGGACAGCACUAAGGACUUGCGCAAAAUGACCAAGGGCCCUAGGAAAGUGAAACUAGUCAUUGUAGUCAACAAUAAGAAAGACCCGCCGACAUUCAAGACGCUGACGCCGACAUCUCGUACACAGCUCAAGCAGCAGUUGAUGCGAGAACAUGCGCAGGAGCAGCUGCGCAGAGAAUCAUUACAGACACAACAGGGUCAGUCAAAAGAAAAUGGCGAGGAUAAGAAGAAGUCGAGUCCGACAGAUGUGCCUCGUAUCACGCCGCACGUCGAAUUGCCACCACAAGUAUUGCAGGUGCGAACGGUUCUGGAGAACCCCACCAGGUAUCACGUGAUACAGAAACAGAAGAGCCAGGUGCGGCAGUACCUGAGCGAGUCUUUCCAACCUCAAGCACAGGUGACUUCGGGAGGGCGCGGCGCGGUGCAGUCAGCGCCGGAGCUGUGCGCAUCCCCCGAGCGCGCCUCCAGCUUGCUCAGUCCCAAUCUCUGCUCAUCAGCCGUUAACACUUCUGAAACGGAUGAGUUCCUGGAGGAUAUCCUGUCGUUGGACAGUGGCGCAGCUCGCUCCUCCUCCGGCCCUCCCUCCGCCGCCAGCUCAGUGGCCGGCGACUGCGCACUGCUCAGUGACGCAGACAUGCACGCACUCGCCAAAGACAGACAGAAAAAGGACAACCACAAUAUGAUUGAAAGACGUCGUCGUUUCAAUAUAAAUGAUCGUAUAAAGGAACUUGGUACAUUAUUGCCGAAGACAAAUGAUCCUUUCUACGAAGUGAUUCGCGAUGUUCGACCAAAUAAAGGCACAAUCCUCAAGAGUAGUGUUGACUACAUCAAGUGUCUACGAGAUGAGGUGAACAGACUCAAGCAGAGUGAGCAGCGACGUAAGCAGAUUGAACUGCACAAUAGAAAGUUGAUGCUUAGAAUACAGGAACUAGAGAGGCUAGCGCGUGUUCAUGGUCUGCCACUGGGGGGUGAGGGUUGGACUGGAGAUGAGGGCGAGGGGGGAGAGACGGGGGUGGGGGCGGUGGGGGGAGACACCACGCCUGCGCACACAAACACAUCUAAAACUCCUUCAACACCGGAGGUGGUUCUGCCGAAGCGCGAACCAGCCGCCAUGGAUAUUGGUGAUGCACCAGAUUUAUUACGUGAUAUGCCACCCCCUGACUGUCUGCCACCACUUGAUGCACUAGAUGGUCUUAAACUUGGAUCAUGUUCACCUUUAGAUAGAGAGGGUCUAUCAGAAGGUUUAUCAGAGGGUCUCUCUGAAGGUUUAUCGGAAGGACUCUCAGAGGGCCUUCCUGAGGGCCUCUCGGAGGGCCUUGGACUAGGCUGUUUAACUCCAGGCCUCUGUCUCGACCCCCCGCCUGAUAUGUUCGACCACAAGGACGUCAAGGUAACAGCAUUUUUUGCGGAGCAGAUGCGGCUGUCGCCUCUCCCACUGCUGGGGGUGGGGGGUGGCGCAGGGGGUGCGCUCAGUUUGGCGCAGAUUGAAGACCUCAUGGAUGACGACUCACAUAAUCCCGUCACACAAGGUGAUCCAAUGUUAUGUUCAUCACCGACCUCACUCGGCCUCAGCAAUGACACCAUGCUGCACGAUGAUGCACACACAUUCUCUCAUCAUCAAGGUUCGAACUUGCUUAGCGAAGGCCUAGGUCUAGGUACAUCGCUGUCUCUAGGCGACAGCUGCCUACCAGGACUACUGCUGGGCUCUCAGCCUAGACACCACCACGCCCCCCACUCGCCGCGCUCACAUCCCAGACCUUCCUGCUUCGAUAUGGACCUGGGGGCGUAAAAUACCCCCAUAUUAUCCAAGUAUAUUUAUUAGUAGGAACUCAGUCAGUCGUUGAAAAAUCUUAGGGGGUCUUAAUGUUAUUGUUCCCGCCCCCCUGAAUUAAUAAUUUUUUGACAGAUGUGAAAGUUAAUUUGCUUGCUGAUUUCUUUUUUAAUUAUUUAAAGAGCAAAGUAUUGUUUGUUAAUUUUUAUUUUCUUAACCGACCCCCUAAAAUAUUGCAACCCCCUAAAAUUUAUUAAGUCACUGUUUUACACUA
Messenger RNA from Papilio machaon (common yellow swallowtail), 2530 nucleotides. It is a transcript of the gene Mitf, whose product is annotated as transcription factor EB. The transcript has 14 exons. Gene Ontology annotation, biological process: regulation of transcription by RNA polymerase II. Gene Ontology annotation, molecular function: RNA polymerase II cis-regulatory region sequence-specific DNA binding; DNA-binding transcription factor activity, RNA polymerase II-specific; protein dimerization activity. Lineage: Eukaryota; Metazoa; Arthropoda; Insecta; Lepidoptera; Papilionidae. The record is from RefSeq and is a predicted model, not a curated record. Gene Ontology annotation, cellular component: nucleus. The coding region runs from base 514 to 2274 and encodes 586 amino acids.